AUGGAGAUUGAGGAAUAUCUUCCACUUGAUGGUUCUUGUGAUUCUAAGAAAUAUGAGGUUUAUCACUGCUCUAACUAUGAAUGUUUUGAACACAUCAUAAAACCUCUACCGAAAUUUAAGAUCAAAAUUGAAGUUGACGACGAUACUGAUUCAACUCAUCUUAUAUUACUUCAUGAUCAAGCUGUACAGGUUUUGAAUAAAUCUGCUGCUGAAUUGCUAAAAGAUAAUGAAUCGAUCGAUGGAUAUUCAACAUUUCCAAAGGAGAUUAAAUCUUUGGUUGGGAAGUUGUUUGCUUAUAAGAUUCAAGUUACCCAUGAAAAUAUCGAAAAAUUUGAUGAAGUUUAUGAUACCACUGCGAUAAGCAGCGAUUAUUCUCUUAUUUCUCAUGUUAAAAAGAGCCUUUUGACUAAACAGGAGGAGAAUAUCGCAAAAGGUAAACGUAAUCUGUAUGAGCUGUACGACGUUGAUCCAGCAUUUCCGAGUUGUUCUACAAAGCGUCCUAUUAUCAGAACUCCUCUUUCAGAUAUCUCAAAUGUUGAUUCAACUGCUGAAAGACGUAAGCUUCGGAAAAUAAUACUUGAUAACAAGAGAUCAAAGAAAUCGUCAUCAUCAACAAAUGUUCCUAACAUAUUGCCUGAGAACAUAAGUUCGCUGCAGUCUUCUAAUGAUACCAAGAGAUCAAAAAAAUCGUCAUCAUCAACAAAUGUUUCUAACAUAUUUCCUGACAACAUAAGUUCGCUGCAGUCUUCUAAUACUAUUGAUCGCAACGUAUACUCCUUUUCUCCUCAUACAAGUAUAAAUCAUACAAGUUCAUUACUUUCAAACAUAACAGAUAACUCCGUAACCAAAUCCACACCGUCAAAUGAAACUCGUAGAUAUUCCAUUUCUCCUCGCAUCAAUAUUAGUAACAAUCAAGCGGUAUUUGGUACUACUUCUACAGUUACAAGGUUGUCUUCUGGUAAACGUAAGCUUGAGCACAAGAAACGUGAUACCACUCCUAUACCUAUGGUCAAUUUGGAUUCUGAUGAAGAUGAUGUUGUUUUAGUUAGAGUGGACGACCCUUACAAAGGGAUAUCUAAAGAUUAUUUGGACCAUGGUGACCAAGUUCUUACAUGCCAAAUCUGUAGUGCAAAGUUAUGGACAUCAGAAGGUGGAAAAGGUCGAAUAACUAUGAAUAAGCUUUGUUAUGGUAUGUGUUGUGGGUAUGGUAAAGUUGAGCUACCGCCUUUAAAGGAUGCGCAUCCGUCUUAUCAAAAUUUGUUUUCUUCCACAAAUGAAAAAAGCAAGUUUUUCCAGAAGAAUAUUAGACGAUACAACUCUAUGUUCUCUUUUACAUCUAUGGGUGGAAAGGUUGAUUCAAUUAUUAACAAGGGCAACGCUCCAUUUAUAUAUCGUAUAAGUGGCCAAAACUAUCAUUGCAUCGGUAGUCUUAAACCUUCUAAUGGAAAUCAACCUCAGUUUUGUCAGCUAUACAUAUAUGACACUGAAAAUGAAAUAACAAACAGACAGACAUUAUUCGGGAAAACAAGCAAAUCUUCGUCCUCUAAUGAUAAAGAGCUUGAUGUUGAAAUGAUACAGUAUUUGAGGAAUUUAUUAGAUUCAGAAAAUAUGUUGGUUAAGACAUAUAGGAUGGUCAGAGACCAUUUUCACGAAUCCCCAGAGGCUAACCUUAAACUCCGUCUUAUGUAUAAAAGAGAAAAAGAUGGCAGAAUAUAUAACUUACCAACCACGUUUGAAAUUGCUGCUUUGGUUGUCGGAGACAUAGAUAAAGCUAUAGAUCAUCGUGAUAUUCUUGUGGAGACUCAGUCUGGAAUGCUCCAGCGUAUUAGUGAAUUACAUCCAUCAUAUCUUGCCUUGCAAUAUCCGUUGCUAUUCCCAUAUGGUGAUGAUGGAUAUAGAAUUGAUAUUCCCCAUAGAGAUUUCACUGUGACACAAAAGAAAAUAAAGCCAAAGUGCACCAUGAGAGAAUUUUUUGCAUACAGGAUCCAAGAUAGAAAUUAUGGUUUUUCCUUAAUUCUUAAUGGAAGAAGGUUGUUUCAACAAUUUUUGGUUGAUGCAUAUACUAUGAUCGAGAGCGAGAGACUACAUUUCAUUCGGAGACAACAAACAAAACUUCGAUCUGAGACAUUUGAAAAUCUUCAGAAGCAUAAAGCUAAAGGUAAACAAACUUUAAAAGACACUGGAAAGGCUGUUAUACUACCUUCUUCAUUUACUGGAGGUGCAAGAUUCAUGCAACAAAACUACCUUGAUGCAAUGGCCUUAUGUAAGUCAUUCGGGUAUCCAGAUUUCUUCAUAACUAUAACUUGUAAUCCAAAAUGGCCAGAAGUAAAGAGAUUUCUAAAAGAUUCCUCCAUCAAAGCUGAAGACAGGCCUGACAUAUUGUGUCGAUUGUUUAAAAUUAAGCUUGAUUCCCUACUGAAAGAUUUGAAGGAUUCCAAUUAUCUCGGUGAGAUUAAUGCUGAAUUCCAGAAGCGUGGUCUUCCUCAUGCACAUAUAUUCUUAUUUAUGAAUGUCGAUCACAAACUUCCUACAGUAGAUCACAUAGAUCCAUUCAUAUCCGCUGAGAUUCCUGAUAAAAAUGAAGAUCCGGAACUUUAUUCCUUGGUAAGUGAUUAUAUGAUUCACGGUCCAUGUGGAAAUGCUAAUUUGAAUUGUCCUUGCAUGGUUGACAAAAGAUGUUCAAAAAACUUUCCAAAGAAAUUUUCAUCACAUACAACUGUUGAUUCAAGUGGUUUCCCUGUAUACCGAAGACGAGAUUCCGGACACACAGUUAUAAAAUCUGGUGUUAGUUUGGACAACAAAAGCGUUGUUCCAUAUAACAAAAGGCUUCUAAAAAGAUAUCAAGCACACAUAAAUGUAGAAUGGUGUAAUCAAUCUGGUUCAGUUAAAUAUUUGUUCAAGUACAUUAAUAAAGGCCCUGAUAUGGCUACUGCGGUUGUUUCUGGUGUUUCAAAUCCAACCAUUAAGGAUAAGCCAAGAGAUGAGAUCAAGGAAUAUUAUGAUUGCAGAUAUAUUUCAGCUUGUGAAGCAUCAUGGAGAAUAUUCUCAAACGAGGUUCAUUAUAGGUAUCCUGCUGUUAUGAGGCUUCCCUUUCAUAUGUCGGGUCAACAGAAUGUUGUGUAUGGUGCGGAUGACGAUAUUGAUAAUGUGUUAAGCAAGCCUUCUGUUGCUUCUUCAAUAUUUGUUGAAUGGAUGAAAUUAAACGAGUCAGAUGAAAAUGCUAGAAAGUUGACUUAUGUCGAGUUUCCUACCAAAUUUGUUUGGAAACCUCAAGAUAGAUCUUGGCAGGUACGUAAGACGUACCAAACUGUUGGACGUAUACAUUCUGUGUCUCCUGCAUUAGGAGAACCUUAUUUUUUGAGGAUACUUCUGAAUAAAGUUAGAGGUCCCAGAUCCUUUGAGGAAAUACGUACUGUUAACGGUCAGUUAUUCCCGACAUUUAGAGAUGCUUGCUACGCAAUGGGGCUCUUAGAUGAUGACAAUGAAUAUGUUGAGGCCAUUAAAGAAGCAAGUUUUGAAGGACAUGCUGGGUAUCUGCGAGCGUUAUUUGCUACCUUGCUAUUGUCAAAUACACUUUCACGGCCAGAGUUUGUUUGGGAGAACACGUGGAAAUACUUAGCAGAUGAUAUUUUAUACAGACGUCAAAAAGAAACAAAUAUUCAAGGUUUACUUCUUCCUGAACAUCAAAUUAAAAACCUUACUUUGUUGGAAAUUGAAAAAUAUUUACUUUCGAAUGGUUCGUCGUUAUGA
Helianthus annuus (common sunflower) is the source of this 3750-nucleotide messenger RNA. RefSeq lists its product as uncharacterized. The transcript is spliced from 10 exons. The record is from RefSeq and is a predicted model, not a curated record. NCBI's taxonomy places the organism in Eukaryota, Viridiplantae, Streptophyta, Magnoliopsida, Asterales, Asteraceae. The coding region runs from base 1 to 3750 and encodes 1249 amino acids.